AUGGCAGGGGAAGGGGGCGGGGAGGAGAAGACGAUCGCCGCCGGAGCAGGAGACACGGAGGAGAAGAGCGGCGAGGAGACGACGGCGGCGCUUCCAAAGCUUCCGAAGAAACAGGCGUGCAAGAGGCCCGCGGAGGACCAGCAGCUUCAGAACGCCGCCGCCGCCAAGAAGCGGGCUCAGCACUCAAACCGCCAGCGCGUCGGAGCCCCAGCACCGCGACCACAAGGCAACGGCAUGCAGGCUCCGACCAGGACGCUGGAAUACUAUGCUCGACCACUGUUGCCGCGGCCACCGGUGGCACGCAACAACGGCCCGGCGCCGCAGCCGGCGUUGAACGGGCAGGUGCGCGUACCGCGGCAGCUGGCGGCAUACAACGGGCAGGUGCCGGUGGCGCAGCAGCAGGUGGCGUUCAACGGCCAGGUAAGGCCGCCGCCGUACCGGCCCGUAGGUACCCCCAACAAUCGCGGUCAGAAUCAGACAGUAAUGACGCCGCCUUCAUGCCCGGCCAGCCAAGGAGUGAACCCGCCGUCGGCCGUCCCGCGGAUGCAGAAGCAGCCAGAGACAGAUGAGAUGCGCGAGAAGCGAGUGAUUCAGCAAAAUCUGGAGGAAUACCUCUGGUUACAAAGACAGAUCUACGCAGCCAAGCAGCAAUGGCGGAUGACGUUCAUGCAGCAGCCGCAACAGGCCAUGGCGUUCACGCAGGAGCAGCAGCAGCAAGCGCAGGCUAUGGCGUUCACGCAGCAGCAGCAACAGGCUAUGGCGUUCACGCAGCAGCAGCAGGCGCAGGCUAUGGCGUUCACGCAGCAGCAGCAGCAGGCGACGGCGUUUGGGAGGCAGCAGCAACAGCCGACGGCAUACGCGCCGCAGCUGCAGCAGUACCGUCAGCAGCAACAGCAGCAGUACCAUCAGCAGCUGCCGUACUUGGGCGGCGCCAGCGCGAACUACCAUCAUCAGGCGGGGGGCGUGGUCCCUCGGUUCUCGCUUGACGACUUCUACGCCAGCAACGCCGCGCAGUACUACGAGCGCUCUCCGAUGGUCCUCCCGGCGGCGAGCGGUUCACUAGGAGAGGCGGUGCGGGUGACGGCAGAGGCUUUGCCGGUCAGUACGGUGGUGAGUGUGGAGGGAGACGGGGAUCACGGCAGCCAUGGCCAGCAGGAGCCCGCCCGCGCAUCGGCGGAGGGCGAUGGCUCCCAGCAUGCAUGA
Aegilops tauschii subsp. strangulata is the source of this 1203-nucleotide messenger RNA. Lineage: Eukaryota; Viridiplantae; Streptophyta; Magnoliopsida; Poales; Poaceae. The record is from RefSeq and is a predicted model, not a curated record.